AAAACGCAAGCGAGAGGACGCUGUCGUGAAAAGGGGAGGGUCUUUAGUAAGCCUGUUUUUAUUUAUUUCUUUGUUCAUGUGCAUAAAACAACAACAAUGGUGGAGAACUGACGAAGUGUUGAAAUUUGGACGAGUGAAUGACAUUUUCUGUUCCAGUUCAAAGACCGAUAUCAACACUGAACCUACAGGGGGGAGGAUGAAGCGGCGCAAUGCGGACUGCAGCAAACUCCGACGGCCCUUAAAACGGAACCGAAUCACCGAGGGUAUUUAUAGCAGGUACAAAAGGGGGCUGGAUUGUCGUUAAUGUGUAACAAUGGCGCCUUUUUGUGUAUGCCAAUCUAUAUAUCAGCCAUCCUGUGCUACAUACACACGAGUCCCGCUGUGGCUCUAAAGCAUCGGGCAGCUAACAUGUCCAGUUAUUGUUAAUUUGAAAGGCCUGUCGUUAAUCCUUGAGUGUGAUAUCUUUCCAGCUAAGUGAUGAAAUUGUGAUGUUUAUAAAUUCAAGUAUCAACACUAAUAACCGAAAAUGCAGCCACAAGUAUGUACAGAACUUCAGUUUCUGUUCAUUUUGCUCAAUGGAAAGAUGAAUAGAAAGUGUUUAAUUUGUCAAACUAUGCUGUAGCGCUGAGACGAGCUUUGUUAACGGCCACCCGCUCGUGGGUCUGGGUAACGCGAUGGCGCUAUCUCACCUGUGCUUUUCCCGGUGAGGUUGUAUUGCUUAAUUGCAUUUCGUAAGUGAAACAUCAGUCUGAAAAAAACGCCGGAUAAGAAAAGUGAGAGGAAACUGGAUGAUGUCAAGGUACAAAGAAAAAAAUCGCAUGUGCUUCAAGUAACAUCAGCAGCUUUUACAUGCCUGCUGUCUUUUGCUUUAAGCUGCAUCCACCUCCUUAAUGCCUUUCUAGCGCUUUUUGGAUUUCUCUCAGUCCCAAUAAAUUUCAUUAUCGUUGUAGAGUUUCGUCGUAUUUUCAGUCGUGUGAAAUGCUUAAUUGAAUUGGCAUUUAUCCUCAGAUCCAUUUGGCAAUCGAGGUAUCCUUUUACGCGUCACGCUGGAUAUGUGGCUCUUGUUAAGACUUAAUCACUGCAUAAUCUGAUAUUUAGAAAUGUGGUGAUCUUUGCUCAGGAGCCUUGUAAUACUCAUGUCAAGUCUGUUCUUUCACAGUUUUGCCCAUUGUCCCCCCUCUGCUGUGCUUUCUCCAACAGUACCUUCCUGUACCUGAAGUUCCUGGUGGUGUGGGUGCUAGUUCUUUUGGCUGACUUUGUGCUGGAGUUUAGGUUUGAAUACCUGUGGCCCUUCUGGCUUUUCAUUCGUAGUGUCUACGACUCCUUCAGAUACCAGGGACUGGUAAGACCUACUUUGUAUGCCUCCAUCUCUACCUGUAGGGUUUUGGUUGUCACUCUUAUGGAGGUAUUAAUCUAUUUAUAACAAUGAUGAUAUCAAUUUUUGCCACCUUUUGAACAGCUGAUGUGUUCAUAUAUCAGGGAUGGGAAUUGUGGAGUCAGCAAGUCAUCUCCAUGUCAUGUAUUUGUUCUGCUCUGUCACUGAACCAGCUGCUUCCAAUGAGCAGCCAGGAAGGUGAGCUCAUUAGUGAAGGCACCUGGUUCAGUAACUGAGCAGAACAAAUACAUGGCAUGGAGAUGACUUGCUGACUCCACAAUUCCCAUCGUCAUAUAUUUAUGGAAGUAAAACUAAUUAUCAUAAUUAUCACAAUUAUUGAAAAGGGUUGUAAGUUUGUUGUCGUGUAGCAAUGUAACAUGAUUGGUCACCUAUUUAUGAGCAUCAGGGUGCAAAAAUAUACAAACUUAAAUUUCUGCUUCCCUGUAUAGCACUAUGUAUCCCCAGUCUACAUGAAAAACGAAAAUGGAUGAAACCCAUACUGCCGACUACAUCUGGUUCCAUCAUGGAAAUCUUUCUAUUAAAUAUAAUGAAGGUAGCUUGGAUAGUGUCAUACUUAACAGUCAUUGCAGGGGUUGGCCACUUAAACAAGAAUGAGACAAGACAAGGUUUCAGUUUGCAAGUUUGCAGUACACAGUCUUGUGUGUAUGUGUCAUAUGGUCAGGGGUGCAUGUUUAUGCCUCAAUUUGAGUGUUCAGUUGUUAUACAUAUUUUCCUGAUAGAGUUUUCCAUAAUUGUUCUAUUAUUUGUAUUUGUUUGUCUCUUUUGUUUGUCACAAUUAGGCAUUCUCUGUCUUCUUCGUAUGUGUCGCAUUUACAUCAGACAUCAUCUGCCUCCUCUUCAUCCCUGUCCAAUGGCUGUUUUUUGCUGCCAGCACCUACGUUUGGGUCCAGUACGUCUGGCACACAGGCAAGUCCAAGUUUACCAUAAACUCUUAUAUCUGCCAGCCACAAAGUAUCUUUCAUAUAAGCGCACAAGUAAUUCAGAGCUGCCAAUAUUUAUCAGUUCCAGACAGAAGAGCUCUGAUGUUUCUUUCUUCUCAUCUUUUCCUUUAACACAGAGAGGGGAGUCUGUCUACCUACAGUAUCACUGUGGAUCCUGUUUGUGUACAUUGAAGCAGCCAUACGUUUCAAGGAUUUGAAGAACUUUCAUGUAGACCUAUGUCGACCCUUUGCUGCUCACUGGUAAUGUCACUGUUGUAUACUACGUAUUGGUCCUUUUAUUUCUUUUUAUAUGAAAGUGAUAAAUGACUACAGUAUAGAUGAUAAAACAGCAGGUAAUUACCUGAAACUGUAUGACUACCAUCAUACUAAAAGCUGACUGUGUUUCUCCUCACUCCCCAGUAUUGGCUAUCCUGUUGUGACUCUGGGCUUUGGCUUUAAGAGUUAUGUUAGCUACAAGAUGCGUCUGAGAAAACAAAAGGAAGUGCAGAAGGAGAACGAAUUCUACAUGCAGCUUCUACAACAGGCUUUACCACCAGAGCAACAAAUGCUUCAAAGACAAGAGAGGGAGGCAGAGGAGGGUGAGACAAAACUUAUAAAAAUAAUUAUUUCUGCUGUAAAACACAAUGCAGAAAAUAUAAUAAUGGUAAUAAUGGUCAGAAUAAGAAAAAUUGCAGUCGAAAUGAAGUGUGAUCACACAGUAGAUUCUUGGUUAGAAAAGUUCCUAGAUGAGUGAAAGGACCAGAAAAUGUUUAUUGACUCUAAACCAUGAUGAGAGCUGUUCGAGUUCUCCUCAUGUCAAGAAAAGGGGCUUUGCUGCGUUCUCUUUCAUCUCUUCCAUUACACGAUAUACAGGACCAUGUAGUGUCUGUAAGGAAUUAAAAUGUACCAAUCCACAAUUGAUUUAGGGAACUACCUUUGUGAGACAUGUCUCUCAGCCAUCAAUGAAAAUAAAUGAUCAAGAGGAGAUCAAUCGAUCUUUUUUUAUGGAGCACAAAUUCACAAAAAGUGUUAUCCCAAGACACUUAAUAAAAAAAAACGGAACUAGGCCAGACUCUGUUAACAAAGACCCAAUAUAAGGAUGGGAUAAGAUUGAGCCCCAUCUAUUAAGAUCAGACCCACUCCCACCUUUAACCACAUAAAUGCAGCACUUUGCAGCAUUUAGCAAGGAAAAAGUUACUAUUAACAGGCAGGAACCUUGAGCAGAAUUCGACUCAUUUUAGACAUCAUCUGCAGAUUGGUAUGCUUACUUUGCUUACUUUGAUUUGCUUAAGUUCAAGGACAGCUUCUUGUGAUCAAAACAAUCCUCCAACACAUUGAAAUUACUUUAAGUGCAGCUGCUCUAGACUUUUCCUGGAGCAGAAAAAAAAAUCAGUAAACAAACUGAGGCACAUCACAGUUGUCAUUUAUACAGAUUCAAUAGUUUGGGUCCAAGAAUUGAGCCUUGUGGGACCCCUCAAGUAACCCAGAGUAAUUCUGAAUUUAAUAAUUGAUAAAGUAUCUUGAUAUCUAUCAUUGAGGUAACUUUUUAUCCAUGAGUAUGCUAACUCUCAGAUUGCAUGUUUCUAUUUUUGAUUGAUAGUGUCAUAGGCUUCUUUUUUAAAGUCAAGAAUUACCCCUAUGAUAGACAUGGCGUGAGUGCAAUUCACCUGUUAGGAGUGCUACUGGAUUGAGUCAGCACUUUGGUUUUCCUGUCCUAUAUCUGUUGUUACACCUUUCCAUAACUCUAAGGCAUUUUCCAAUGAAAUAAAAGAGAGUCAUUUUGGAAGAAACAAAUGGGAUCAAUAUUUUAGUCUUUCAUCACAGCAGUGGUUUCUAAGUAAACUUACGGAACAUUUUAAAGAAGGGGAACAAGGAUGACCAGGAUGUCAACAGCAAAUAUUAUGGGCUUAAAACAUGACCAUUUGAAAUAACAUGCACUUGAAUUUGUAUUUACUGAGUGAAAUAACCAAUUCCAAGAUCAAAUUAGUGUAGGGCCAUACAUUUUUAUGUGUUAUUGUUCUGAUAUUUGAAAUUGUGACUAAAUUGUUUUCCCAUAGAAAAAUUGUGUAGCCUAGUGGCAAGUAGCUUUUGUGAGGGUCUGCCAUGCCUGAAUUGAGUGAGUGAUAAAAGCUGGAAGACAACUGAAAGAUAUGAUGGCAUAACUUGUUGUUAUCGAUAGCUUAUUUCUACGACAUACAUUUUAAAAAAAGAAAAUGAUCUUGCAAAGUGUUAUGAACUUCAGCAUAUUUAGGCAGUUUGACCUGGUUGUUAUAUUGGAGCCAGAGUUAGGUUGCCAGCCUGUACUACAGCUGGAAAAAAAAGCUAAACAAGAAUAUUUUUUCUUCACAAAGGCUGUAUUGCAUGGUCUUAAUGUCAUUAUUUUGGAAUUUGGUGAAUUCUGUUAAUUAUGUUCAUGUCUUCUAACACUGUCCACAUUUAUCUUCUUCAGCAGCUUUAGCCAAAGGACUCUCUGAGACAGAGCCUGUAGUGAUAUCCCAAAAUGGAGCACCUCCUGGAAAGAAGAGUACCUCUGCUCCUUUGCCAGAGCUGGAGUAUCGGGAGAAAGGGAAGGACAGUAUUGCAAAAGAGCGUGAGGGAAAAAAACAGAACACAAUUGGAAUCAAUAACAACAGUAUUAUGCAUGCACUGGACUCCAAACUACAGGAAACCGAGUAUAUAGAGAACUAUGUUGGGGCGAAGAGACUAAAUAAUGACUUGGCAGGAGAAAACACGCUUGCAGAUACCAACACACAUUCUACAAAUAAAGAUGAGUUGGGAGGGGUAGGGAAGAACUACAAAAAUUCCAGUGGGGUUGUGGGUAAUAUCUCCAACUUGUCCCCACGGAAUCACUGUUCUUCAAAUGGCAGUGUGCCACCUGUUUCUUCAACCACCAAGAAUGAGAGGAAACAGAAGGGGACAGGGAAAGGGCAGAAGGACCCUGUAGAAAACUGCAUCCCCAACAACCAGUUGUGCAAGUCGGAUGCUUUAAUACGGUAAGAUAACUUCCUUUAUACUGCUCUGCUAAUUAAGAUAUCUUGUAAUUGUUUCUUUGUAGUUGUUAAGUUACACGGUGACCUUGAUUCUCUGAGUGAAGAGACUAUUCCUCCACAUUUACAUAUUCCAUAUGCAUUAAGACAGAUCUAAUGGGGCAGCUGACGUGGAUCUCUUUUUAAAGCUUCUUUCAGACAUACACAAAAUUUCUUAUAAAUCUCCUGAAAUUACCUGAUUAAGCUGCUUUUCCAUAUAACACCACUGUAACAUGGAAGAGUGGCACAUAACAUGGUUAUUUGAUAUUAUAUGAUAAAUGAUUUUAAGAAGGCCUCUCCAGUGUGGUCAUACCACUUAUCUGUUGAUACUGAGGAUGAUAAAAAGCUUAAAAAAUCUGUAACCAAAGGGCAUUUGUCUGUCUGUGUGUGCCAACUUAAAAAAAAAUUAAAAACUAUGUUGCAGUCAUUAGCAUUAAGACAGCAGUGGAUUUACAAACCAACACUUUCUGAGGGGGACUCAAAAACAAAAACAAAGGAACUCAGAUUAAAACUUGUGGUAGAAUAAAAUGAAAGGAUCAGGGGUUUUAAUCAUGGAUGGGAUUGUAAAAAAUUAAAUGCAGCGCCUAUUUUAAAUCCUGAUCCAUCCCCUGAGAUCCACUCUUGCUGUAAGUUAAGACCCAUCACCCCAUAAAAGGACUAAGUGUUCAUGAAUUGAUGAUUGACUAACAUUGAACGGGCUUACCAUUACCAUGGCUUCCCUCAGAGAACCAAGGUUACCGCUCUCCAUCGUAGCAAGACUAUUUCUCCACACAGUUACAUACUUUCUUGGGGACCAUUUAGGACCCAUGUCAAGUGGAAAGGGGAGAGAGAGCAGAUGCCAUUUUCCACACACUCCUCAAGGAGUCUCUGGUAUCCAAACAAGGUGUCCCAGCCACCACAGUGCUCUGAAAAAGGGAGUGACAAAAUGACUGUGAAAAACUGUGUACAACUAAACCAAAACACAAAAAUGCCAAGAUGCAAGUGUACAAAUACGGCACCAAGAUUGUAUCAUUUGUUGUGAUGAAGCACCAAGUACUUGUUCCACAAAGGAGGUACUGAUUGCCCCUCUACCUCACAAAGGUAGAGGGGCUUGCCCACAAAGCUGCUGCACAAACCCCAGAGAGGCUGGCACCCCCUGUGUAGAGUGUGCCCUUACUCCUUCUGGUGCUUGAGAACAAACACCUAUGUAUGCCUGCUGAACUGAUUCAACAAUCCAGUGUGACAGCCUAGAUGUGGACACAGGAUAAGCAAGAGUCACCUAUAGCAGAGUAACAGCUGAUCUGUUCUUGGGCAAAGCAGGAGGAUCAGAGCUUUACUGACCGAAUGAAGUGGAGGUUUGAGAGCAUCCUUUUUUCAGAAAGGCUGGAUUCAGAAGCAGGAUAAUGCUGUGUCAAUAGGGAGGAAAUGACUGCAGUAGAUUGACAGAGCCUGUAAUUAUCUCACUUUCUUGCUGAUGUCAUCACCAAAAGAUACAUGGCCUUGAGUGACAAAGUGGCUCAAAGGGCUCCUCUUGUGAGGCAAUCAACACAAAGUCUAGAUCUUGUGCAGCGACAGCUCAGCGGUCACCCUGAGUUAGCCUUUUACCUUCAGCCUGAUUGGUCCUGCCCUUUAAGGCAGACCUGAGAAAUACCUUCAGAAACUGGUUUUGAAAAUAGAGAUCCUUGAGGUCAAUAGUGACAAACCAGUCAUCCGCAGGCCUCCUGAGCCGACUGCGCCAUUGUGAAGCCAUCAAGCCCAAACAUGGUCGAUGGCUCUAUAGGCAUCCUUGGCAGGCACACCCUGUCCCCCUGCUGCAGCAUUACUAAUGCUGUGGCUGACCAGCCGCCUCUGUCUGCUCCCUCAUCUGUGUAGUGAUGUGAGGAGGAUCUGGUGCAGCUCCUCCAGGCACUCUGCACUACAUGCCUCCUUAAGCUUCUUGGCAAAAUGACGAUGGUAGAGAGCCAAUAUUGUCCCUCAAUAGCCAGUUGGGUUUGUACUACCUUUGCACCAUGCAUUUUGAGAGCAGGACGUUCAUUAUUUCACAGGUCUACCUGAGCAGCUACUUUUCCCAAGAACUCACUUGGAUGGAGACACCAAGGUUGCCAAAGCCUGGUAUGCUGUAGACAAUAGACCACAGCCUUUCCUGUCUUUAAUGAUGCCAAGCACCGAGCAGACCCAGUUGACUCCCAACAAUAUACCUCACAAAGCUCACCUCAUUACACUGAGAGGAGAGGGACACAAAACUGUGCUCCAGGGUCAGCUCCAGCUUUACCUAGGCACUUUAGGUGAGUAAAUCAUGCAGUCCACCAUGUGGUACACUCCUUUGGCUGUAUAUCUGCCCAAAAUGGAUAAGAAACGGUAAAACAGUAAUCCCAGAAGAGACUUAUGCUCUAACCAGUGGUUGAUUUCACAUUACUUACCUUUCCCAUAACUCAAAGUUGUGUGGCCUCUGCUCUCUCAUCUCUCCUGGUCUUUCAUUGGAAAUCAGUGAAUUCAUGAAACCGUACACACUUUGAUGUUGUGCAUGGGCCACAGUGUGGUGUGUCAUAAACAGAUAUCCUAAUCAACUGCCAAGUGGGUCAUUUUCCUAACAUUCAGAAUAUGUCAUUGUGUGGAGAGAUCGUCUUGAUAUGAUAGAGAACAAGUGUUUCUGGAAACUUAAAUGAAUGAUCAAGGGGGUCUGUUUUUUUUUGUAUCAGUCUUGAGCAGGAUGUUAAACGUCUGAAGGCAGAUCUGCAGGCUAACAGACAGCUAGAGUCAGAGCUUCGGAGUCAACUUUCUUCCCUGAGCAGUCAGGACCGCAGCCUUCGCUCUGAGCUGGGCCAGCUCCGCCAAGACAAUGAGCUGCUGCAGAACAAGUGGGUUCAUCUAAAGUGCAUCAACAUCCACACUAGGAUCAAUUUUAUUUUCUAUACUUUACUGUAGUUAUGUUUUUAGCUGACUGUGGUCUACAUCAAAGUCUCUGUAUGGUAUUAGUCACAAAAUAGAAGCACAUGCUCUGAUUUAAUUUUAGAUUCUUCUCUGUGCAUUUUGUCCAGUAAUAAUCAAUGUCUCUGCCAAUGCUUUGGAAUGGAACUGAUGCAAUUUCAAGCUAAAAAGGCUGCAUUUGGUUAAACCAAAAAUCUGGUGCUCCCAGCAUACACACACACACACACACACACACACACACAAAAAUAGUUUAAACAGAUUCUUAGUGCCUUUGAUGCUGCAAGACAUUUUCAGCGUAUAUUCUUCUACUUAAAAAUCCAUCAUUUCUUUCUUAGUUAUUUUGCCCUCUUUUUCUGACAAGAGUCAUUCUACAUAUUUCAACCCAGAAACUUCAACUUUAAGCCUUACCAAAAUUAGUCUUAAGGACUAAUUAAGCUGCUGUAUCUUACUGAUGUUUCAUUGUUUUCUGGGGGGAUUUAAUGCUUUUCACAAAUUCAGCCUAUUGACACUAAUAAAGAAUUUUCAACCUUUUUCAACUCUUUAAAUCCUCCAAGUCCUUAACAUUUUCAUAUAAAAACUCAAUUUUAGCUUCAAAAUGUUUCUCAGUUAUUAAGGUUUAUCAACAUACUUUAAUUUUUUUAUACUUUUAUCGUGUUUUACAUUUACCUUUAAAUUGACAUCAAAAUUUUUUUGGCCCUUCAAGACCUUUUCAGUGGUGUAUAUCACAUGGACUGUUUGGACUCAGUGAUUCAGACUUUAUUGUGGAGAGUCUGUUAAAAGUACCUAGAAAUCUUGUGAAAAAAAAAGUCAUUUCACUCAACAAAACAAGGUAUCAAACGUAGGUAGUCUUGUGCUUUUAUGCAGAAUACCAUAUUCUUAUAAUAUCUUUAUUGAAUGGACAGAGCAGUAGACGGAGUAUGAAAUCUGGACUAAGGGUCACAUUCAAACCUGUUGCCCCUGUUGAAAACUGUAGCCUCUGUCCAUGGGUGCAUGAAGCACAGCACGUAAACACACAGCAGGAACUCCAAACAGACAUACAUAGACCUGUCAGAGCCUAACAACUGUGCUGUAACUCAACUACCUUUGGACACAGGAUUCGGUGAGACAUGUUCUCAUGGUUUCAUCGUUGCCAAAAGACAACAUUUGGAGAAUCGAGGGUUCACACCAGUAGGGGGUGUGGUGGCAGUUCCUAGAGAUCACCCCAAAAAAUGUCUUCAUCAAAACCCAAGAGUCAAGUCAUAGUGAACCACCAGCACAAAUUUUAAAUGCCACUUGUUGGCUGCCUUUUGCACAUAGCACUUCAGAUCUUUUUGCUGAUGUUGUCCUGUUCCUGCAAAAGUAGUGUUUUCUGAUUUAAAAAACUCUCACCCAGCUGUCUUUUAACAGUUGAUCGUGUUGCUUAAUAUGGAACAUGUGAAAAAGAGUAUUUUCUGCUGCAUGCUGUCACUCACUUUGUUUGACUCUUACUUGGCAGCAAAGGGUUACAGGCAUGAAAAAAAUACUGUUUCAAAGUUUCUGGUCUUGAUGCUGAUGGUUUUGUUUUUAUGAGUCAUAUUUUUUGUAACCAAAAAAAAAAAAGAAAAAUUCACAGCACUCCUACUUAAACAUUUACUAAGUGUCACCUUACACCAAGUUUAAAGUGGGCUCCUCUUCUCAUAAUAUUUCAGGCUCCACAGUGCCAUCCAGGUCAAGCAGAAGGAUAAGCAAACCAUCUCCCAGCUAGAGAAGAAAUUAAAGGCUGAGCAGGAAGCUCGUGCUCUCGCUGAGAAACAGCUGGCUGAGGAAAAGAAGAAGAAGAAGAUGGAAGAGGCCACAGCUGCUAGAGCCAUUGCGUUGGCUGCUGCCACCAGGUACUAAAUACGUGUAUAUUGCACACCUUUGACUUUUACUUUAUUUUAAUGGCAAAUUAGAAAUCAAUCAGUUUUUUAACGAAAAAUGAAAGAUGUCUGUUCUUUUUAUCAGUGGCAGAGCUUCCUCCAAUCAGUUACUGUGGUGCAACUUAACAAUAAAAACAGAAAGAUUCUGAGAGAUGUUAAGAAACCUGAUUUUCUGGUGAACCUCAGUUUAAGGAGAGGUUACAUUUCAAAUAGAUCACUGACAGAAAUUGCAUUCGUUUGGCUGGCAGUGCCUAUUCUGGGCUGGCUAGUUACAGCAGCCACAUGUCUUACACUGUAAAAACGUAUCCUGCCUCACCUUUGUAACAACUGUUUAUAUACAUUCAUUUGCCACCAGUUCCUUAAAGAGAGGAAGAGCCACAACUUAAAGGGAUAUUCCAGCGUAAAAUUACGUUAGGGUCAAACACACUGUAACACUGAGAUAGACACCCCCCCGAGAGAUGAAUAUUGCCGACUGCUUGCUUUUCUAGUUAUACCAACUUUAGUUACGACCGCACGAUAGCAAUACACAGCGGUUUAUGUCUCCACACGCAAAACCUAACCAAAACUCCACUCUAUAGCCACAAAUAAUACUCAGAACAGCACCUAACUUCAUCAACAGUACAUAUAGGGUCCCAGCCAUAGCACUAGCCACCAAACAUCUUUUUAGCUUUGCCUAAUUUCUUUAGCAAAGAGACCAAACACAACUCACCCACUCUCCUCCAGCAGCCGCUUGUUUGUGGGGGAGCCCUGACAAGUCCAUCACAGAGUGCAGCGGAGUUUUGCAGCUCAAUGAAGAACAUUUAUGAUCAUUUCUUUAUGGAAAUGAAAUCAGACUGAGAUGUUGAAGCAGAAGAACUACUGUGUUUGCAGUGCAAAAUGAUUAUCAUGACCAUUAUUCCUUCGUGGAAAAGAUCCGCUGCACUGGGAUACACCAAGUGGAAAUGAUCAGUUGAUUAGUGUUUGGGCACCUUUUUAAAAAAGUAUUUUGCCUUUUCUACUCGUCUCUCUAGAGUUGAAUCAACUGACUCUCUGCGUGGACGAAUCAGAGACUUGGAGACUGAGUGUAAGAAGCUUUGCAUGGACACGAAACUUAAAGAAGAGCAGAUAAGGGAUCUGGAGAGUAAAUGUCAGGUGAGUGGAGAGCAUAACUCACUUUGAAAUAAGAUCAUACUUUCAGGUAUUUUACAACAUUGAUAGUGAAAACGCCAGUUAUAUACUUGGACAUCAUUUACGGGUAAAGGCUUUGAAUCUAAGUAGGAAGCUAACAAACUGCUGCAGUGCCUGUUGUACAACUUUAAUUUUCCAAUUUGGUGUCUUUAUUGCAUAAUUUUUCAUGCAGGAGCUGCGGAAGUACAAAGAGAACGAGAAGGACACAGAGGUUUUGAUGUCAGCCUUGUCAGCGAUGCAGGAGAAGACCCAGCACCUAGAGAACAGCUUGAGUGCCGAGACAAGAAUCAAACUAGACCUCUUCUCUGCACUUGGGGAUGCCAAGAGACAACUGGAAAUAGCACAAAGUAUCCAUAUAUUUUAUUUAUAUCUUCCCAUGCAAGUUUUAUGAACUUCAGUGUAAACAGAACUUGUCUACCAUGCUGUGUCUCUGUCUCAGUCUCAAGCAGUAGAUCUGUAUUUACAGGCACACAGAGGCUCAUUAGGCUUGAUGAUAAACAAGUUUAUAUUGUAUUGACACUUCCGAUUCUUUGUCUGGCUCCGUGCAAUCUCCUUUUCUGUGUCUACAUUACGGUUUUGUUUUUGAGCAUUGUUUGUCUUUUAAAGUCUAAUGGUGGUUCAUGACGCUGCAUGUUAAUUGCAUCAAGUCAUAAGGAGUCACUAGAGACACAUCUGGAGAAAGAUGAUCUGGCUAGCCGAAGUGCAAAGCGCUGUCCACUGAUGUUUUCACAUCAGCAAGCCAUCAUUGAUUAUACGACUAGAAGAGUGCACCACAAAGCAAGAGAGGUUAGGUCAUGGUUUAAGAUAAAGUUACAAAAAGCUGGCUCCAUUGCAAUCUGGCUAGAUCACCAUGGUUACUUGCUCUUAAUUUCUAACAUAAUCUGGUCAGGGCUAGGUUGUAUACUAAAUUACAGCUUGAAAUUGGAAGUAAAGUGCUGUCAUUUCGUUAGUUAAUGCAGGCGGUUCUCCUUGGGCGAUACAGACCAUCAGCCACUGUUGUGAGAGUCUAUGGUACUUUAACCUUUAUUAUUAUUAUUAUUAUUAUAGACUUCUUAAUAGGACUAGUUGUUAAAUAUCCCUAAUAUUCAGCACAUCAAUUGACAGUCAUUGGAGAUGUCCUCUACUCUUGAGUGGGGUGGGAAUUGGCAAUGAUCACGUGGUGCCACCAGCACGCCACAUCAUCAGUUGUUCGCCCCGACUUCAUUGGGUGUUUCGGCCACUUACAACAAGACACCCUCUGUCAGGGUUGGCCCACCACAGGAUGAUCAGCCCUGGGUGUGUGGUGUACGGUGGCACCAUGCGGUCACUUGGCUGCCCAUACUGCAUCUUUACGUUUCAGCCAUAGCCAGUCUGACUGCCAGUGGUCAGAGAGCUAGUGGUCAUUUCUUUUAGUGUGGUGUCAAAUGGUGGGAUCAAUAUGUCCUCUAAGUUUAAUGUGCACAGAGCCUGAAGCAAGAAGCCUGAGUUAACAGAACAAGUUCCUCAGUGGUUUACUUGAAGAAAGCUUGGGUGUUUUAAGAUAACUUUGCAACUUUGUGGUAUACUUCUCUGGUGUACUGUGCUUAUCUGUCUGUGGCACUGCUUACCUUUCAAAUCAUUCAGAAUCAAACGUGUGCAUAUUGAAGCAGGGGGGGAGGUGAGCUUGUUUGCGAACACUUUACAUCAGGGCCUUUGUCUGCUUCGUCUUUUCCAGGCCAGAUCCACCAGAGGGAGCAGGAGGUUGCAGAACUAAAGCAGAAAAUAGCCGAGGUCAUGGCAGUGAUGCCAAGCCUCUCCUAUUCAUCAGACAGCAGCAACCACAGCCCAGUCACCCCACACUACUCCUCCAAGUUCAUGGACAAUAGUCCCUCCUCCCUGGACCCAAAUGCCUCAGUCUACCAGCCCCUCAAAAAAUGACUUUUAAAUUAAAUAUUUUUUGACAAACUGUGUGUCUUUAUUUUGGUGGGCUCUGAUCCAUUUUUGGUCAUUUUUUGAGUUUGUCAGACAACUCUUGCACUGUAAAUAUACUGCAUAGUGACACAGUGCACAUAAACCCCCCAUAGAUGUAUUUGACUUGUUUUUGGUUUAAAAAGUUUUUUUGGUAUAAUGAGAUUUUUUUUCUCAUGGAGGUUGCACUUUUUUUUUUUUAAUACUUUUGGAGUGUAGCUCAAUGACAUGGUUUCUGUAUGAGCAGGUCAAAAACAGAAAAAAAAGAAGAAAACAAGACUGAUGUCCAAAGGCAAUCCUCUUUUACUCUAUACCCCACCACAUCUUUGUCUAUGGGAAACUUACUCAGAGGUUCAACAAAUGUUUUUUUUAUUUUUUUAUUGUCUUUCUGUGUUGCUUUCGACUUAGAUUCAGCUUUGAGUCUUAACUGUUAAGCCCUUCAAAGGUACAUGAAUGUAGAAUUAUUCAUGUUAUGGUAUCAACAGUGACUUUAAUCAGUGCACUUGUUUGAUAAUGUUCCAGAUUGUUUAUGACAACGUACAUUAUUACUCAACACUGAACAUCUGAUUAGUGCAGGUUUUCCAGUGCAGCUUGGUUUUUGCCAUGCUAGAAUAGAGAUGUCUUCUGGACAGACAGGAAAAUGUUGAUGGAGUUUUGUCCUCAAAUUCUUGCUGCUGAUGGAUUAGACCCUGGCACUGACAAAAUGAUAUAUUGUAAUAAUACUCACACUUUUAUUUUUCUUCUUGACCCAAUAAGAACUAGCUGUCUGGUUUCUUACAAUUUUUAGGUAAUUGGUGCAGACGAUAGUGCCUUGCCGUUUGCUUUUUAAGGUGAAAAACGUACUUCUGAAAUCUAAAAAUGGCCUAAAUGAUAAAUUGUAGCUGUAGACAUUUGCAGCUAAUGUCUCACUAAAAUGUUGCAGACUUAAACGAAAGAUUUAUCCUAGACAUGUUACAUGUCAUUUCAUAGUGACACAGUCUUGGUUUGCCUAACACCACCGCAAUUGAUUGUCUAUUAUCAUGCCUGGUAGUUGGCAUUAUGUUGUUUACAACAAUGUACAUUAACCUACUGAGGAAUGUUUCCUUGUUUUGUUUUAUUUAAUUCUAGUGCAAGUGCCAAUACUUGAUGCUACAUUUACAUCCAUACUGUGUGUGUAGCUAACAUAAUACAGAAGAGAACUGUGUUUGUUAGCAGAACACAUUGGGCAGUUUUGUGUUUUUGGACAAAUUCUGAUAGAAAAGCAGGUCGUGCAUUUGAUUGUGAUUUUUACGCCUUUAGUUGUCUUGGAAUUUUGGGGUAGAAGGUUGUUGAUAUGUUUGUUUUCCUUUUGCUUCUAGGAAGGAUUCUGUGUGAUGUUUUGGAAAAGGUUACCCUUCGACCAUAUGACCAUGUUGUGCUGUCAUGUUGACUAUCUUGAAAAAGUAAUUGUUGUGGAUCACUCUUGUGUUGUGGAUUCAGCUCUCAAGUUACUUUCAUAAGUUUUUUUUUUUUUAAGGAUGGAGGGUUUUGUUUAAAUAUUUUUGUCCCACCAUAAUUACUUUCCUUACUCAAAGUGAUGGUGGCUCUGUCACACGUUCCACUUUGGCCUUCACCAUUAAAAAAAGACUUUCUGGUGGAAACACAAGUUGUUGAGAGUGUGUAUAUUUCAUAAUCUAUCUUUAAAAUUUUAUGACACUAUCUAGAGGCCAAGCUUUUAAAUUCAAAUAAACCACGAGAUGGAAGCAGUAUUUUUAGUAUCACUUAAGUUUUAAAAAUCUGUAUAAUGGACAAAUGUUUAAAGUUAAGUUAAACUAUGAGAAAUUCAAUUUUGAUUGCAACGUCCAGUGGAAGACCCUACUCGAUUACUGUGGGUUUGUUACAGAGUUUUCCUGGGGAAAAGGGUCACUUAGGGGCAAGACCCUCUGGUUAUCAAGCCUGAAAUGCAAUGGCAACAAUUAAGCUCCCCCCCUGUUUUGCAUUGAAUGCCCCUGAAGUAGGGGCCCAUAAUGCCAUAAUGAUUUUACUAACUGCUUGAUCUAAACCAGUGGUUCUCAAGUCCAGUCCUCGAGGCCCACUGUUCUGCAUGUCUUGGAUGUUUCCCUGCUCCAACACACCUGAUUCAAAUGAUCAGCUCGUUAUCAAGCUCUGUAAUGGCUUAAUAACGAGCUAAUCAUUUGAAUCAGGUGUGUUGGAGCAGGGAAACAUCCAAAACAUGCAGGACAGUGGGCCUCGAGGACUGGACGUGAGAACCACUGGUCUAAACCAUCAAUGAGAGACUCAGGUCCCUUGAGGACUAUCGAUGCCCAUAGCAGCAGGUAUUCUAGGCUUGGGAGUAAGUUGCAGUCCCCCUGCUGCAAAAGCAGGACCUGCCUCCUAAGCAGGAGCCACAGAAAUCUGUUCAGUAAAUGGUACACCUCUGAGCCAGGACGUCCUUGGCUCCUAAGGGGAUCAUCAUCAGUCUGCCGUAUUCUGUUUUACACAGAUCACGAUCAAAUCAACAAAUAAUUCAUGUCAAGUGGAGGUUUGGUUACAUUUGCAUACAAGAAAUGACUAAACUUGGCAGUAAUUAAGGUCAUGGGGCAAAUGCACCGAGGAAUAAGAGGCUAGUGCCUCAUUAUUGUCAUACUGUGGAUUUUUUCUCAUUCCUCUUCCGGAAAAAUGUUCAGUCACUCCUAGUGUUACAGCUUGAAGAGUUGUAGGACAAAUUAUCAGUUCAAAACAUGUGGUUUGAUCUGGAUCAUUGUAUUAUUACUUUUCUCUAAUGUAUAUAAAAAGUGUGGAAAAAAAUUGCAUUUUUGUUUUUAAUAAGAGGUUCACGGGAUUUUUUUUAUUUAUUUAAUUUGACUGUGACAAUUUCAUUUCAAGAUAUUGAAAACAUUUGAUUAAAUGCGUAAACUGCCCUUAUUUUAUUAAGUGUAAAUGUUUUAUUAUUUUUAAUAAAUUAGUUUUUCAUAAAUGUUAUUUGAAGAAAAUUAUACUGGAAUUUGACUUUGAGUUGUUCUUUUGAGUGGAUUUAUGGAUUUAAUUUCACCACUAGAUGGUGCCUAAAUCAGCUUUCACCUCUAACAAUACAGACUUCACAUUUUUAUCAGAUGCCAUUCAUGAAGGUUUCCCUCUUGUGGCCAUCAGUGCGCAGUUCUAUCCAAUUUGUUAUAAGUUUAGUCCAUGUGGCUGUCUCAGCUCCCUCCUAAGCUCCCCAAAUCAGAUGAUUACCAUAAAAGACAACUGUCUGACCAAAACUGUAGAUAGGAUAAAUACAGGAUACUCAGUUGGGUUGCUUACCAGACUGCAAUCAUCCACAGCGCUCCAAAGAGGAGAAGUAGGUUGCAGACAAAUGGGGAUUCAGGAAGCGUGUUUCUUCAACUCAUAGAAAACCCUGGCUUUGACAACGAAGCCAAAAGUUCAAUUUGUAGUACAUAUGAAUGAUGGAGACAAGUUAAAUGUAAACAGCAUAAUGUAUUUGUCAUCUGACACCCAUCAAAAAAUAAAAUAAUACCUGUAAAGAAAUACGUGACCUCCAAAACAAUAACUGAUAGUGCACCUAGUAUGAUUCCAAGUGAUAUCAAUUAAGUCUUAAAGGGUACAGGGUGUAGAGAGGAAACUAUAGGUUCCUUUUUCUAGUCCCUUUUGUUCAGGAAGGUUCCAAAAUGAAUGAAUCAACCUUGAAGUCUUGAAGUGUCACCAAUGACAAGAGCUAAAUCCUCCAAAAGAUAAGGAAAUGAGUCUUGUUGCUUCUCCUUUAGGAUACACAGGACCAUCCUUUACGGAAGGAUAGAAGUAACAGUGGCCCACAAUUCUUUGCACCAACUGUGAUACACUGGGAAAAUAAGUUGGUAGAUAGUAGAUGAGAUGAGACAUGAGACUUCAAACAAAUGAAUUUCCCUAUGGGCAUCACUAAAGUUCUUGAAUUCAGUUCACGCCCCUUUUGAUGUGGAUGACAACAAAUGAUCAGCAUGACCGCAGCUCAAUGUAACAGUCAGAUUUUCUUGAUAUAGACUAUAUCAGAUAGCAUGCCAGCUGAAGUUUAAAGUUUAACUGCUGAAAAGAUGAUACCAUGUCCAAUUGAUAGGUUCAAAUUUAAAAAUCUUCUUCUGACCUACAGUGCUUUUCAUGGUCAGGCCCCAUCAUUUUUAAAAGAGCUCACUGUCCCCUAUUACCUCUCCGGAACAUUGCAGGCCUGCUCUUUGUACCUUAAGUCUUUAAAAGUGGUAGAGCUUCCAGUUAUUAGGCCCCUCUCCUCUGGAAUCAUCUACCAGUCAUCAUCAUCGUUAUUCUAUUUCUUCUUCUUCCUCCAUCUAAACAUUGGGUCUUUGUAAAUAGAGUAUGAUCUUGACCAUCCUUUUGUUGAAGGUCUUGUAUGGGCUGAGAUUUGCGCCACUAGGUACUGAAAAUGAAUACUCAUAUUGAAUUGGAAAAGCAUGUUUUGAAAUUAUAUUUAAUGUUUUGAAACUUCAUUCAUUUGCUCUGACAUUGUGUUGAACCCAUGCUUCUUGAAAAUUCAACUCUAUAUUCUUUAGUUAGAAAAUAGUUUGAUUUUAGUUCAGUGUGGUCCAACUGUUGCCUUAUCUCCAUCCGUGAGGAAGAGUAAGCACAAGCACAGGUUCACACGACCCCUGAGCGAAAAAAAAAACCCUCCUUAUUCCUCAGCUGAGCGGAGCAAGCUAAACUGGGGCCAUUGUCAUAAUGUCUGAAGACCAGGGACUGAAUAUUCAGGUUUGCAUUAAACCUAAGUUACUUACACGCCCCACCUCCCAAUAAAUCUUGAAAAGCAUUAUCCACUUUCCUUUGAAACGUAUCGAAGCUACAGUAAUGUUAAGGCUUACAUUAUGUUUUUUCCUACAUAUGAAGAUACAUAUGAAUAAUUUAAAGUUUAACCUGAUUAUCCCUUUUUUUAACUAAUCCCAUCCACAAAUCACUGGUCACAGCCAACGGGGGCAGGUUGGGGUUUAGUGAUUUGUGAAAGCAUGUGGACCAUGGGACCUCAAACCUGAUAGUCUAAACUAUCAAUACUCUAAGCUGCCACGUGUCUUCUGUAAGUCCAGCUGCAUGUAUCCUGUUCACAUAUGAAACAUUCACUCAAGCCUGUUGUGCACGCUAAACCAUAUCUUGUGCCAUAAUUCUGUGCCGUACACACAUACACACACAAUAACAAACAGCAUAAAAAAGAGAGACACAAUUCCCCGUAAAGAUUGGCUGAAGCUCAUCUUACUGGAUUUGUGAGAUUGGUGACAAACCAUUACAAGAGAAUGCUAAUCACUUCUAAACAUCCUUGGUUAUCCUCCAAGAAGCUGUCCUCAGUAAAUUCAGCCUAUCAAAGUGUGAAUAGAAAAUCGAAUUUCUCUCUCUCUCUGCCCCCCCCCCUUCUCUCUCUCUCUCUAACAUACAUAACACAGUUCAUUUAGUGUCAUUCACCUUGAUUGCCCCUGUCUCUCUCUCUCUCUCUCUCUCUCUCUCUCUCUCUCUCUCUCUCUCUCUCUCUCUCUCUCUCUCUCUCUCUCUCUCUCUCUCUCUCUCUCAUACACACAUUUUCCAGACCCAUCUCUUUGCUUGAACUCCUUCUGUCUCACCCUAGAUCACCCCCAGCUCUGCUGUGCUUACCUAAAGUUAACUGUGAUGUUGGAGGCAGAGAGGCAGAAAGAGAGAAAGAGAGAGAAAUAUUAUAUGGAAAGGAAGAAGUUACGAAGAAAGAGGGAAAAAAGGGAGCUGAGGGGAAGUGAGGUAAAAAGGUAACAUAGGGUGAUGAAAAAUGAGAGUAAAUAAAUGACGCAGACGGAAAGGAGGGGUUUAGAAGAUGAGGGUAGCUGAGGUUGUUUAAUUGAAGGGAGGAGGGAAAGGGAAGGGAGGGAGAGACGGGAACCGGGGACAGUGGAGUUCAAGCUAGUCGAGAGCAAAUGAAGAGCAUGGACAUAAAUAGUUAGAUGCAGAGAAAAGGAUGUUCACAAUUAAAGCCAAAACAAAACCAAAUUAUUCAAGUGCCACAAAAACUGAGAAUGAGAUUUUAUUUCUGUUUUGUUUUUUAAAAAAGGAAAAAGAUGAAGUCAAGCUAGCACAGAAACAACAUAUCCAUUUCAAACCAAGAGCUGCAAAGACUUACUCUGAAGUGUUGAUCACUAAACUUAUUUGGAGGUGACCUAAGGACACACUCUAUAGGCACAUGGUGUGCUCGGCUGCAGCAGAAGGCUGCUCUAUAUGUAACGUGCCUGUAUGAGUCACUGCAGUAGAGAUGAGGGGGAGGUGCUUCAGUACUGCGUUCACCUCAAAGGACCUACCCCGAGGGUUCAUAGCCUAGGUUUUAACCCCACUACAACAGGAUUUCAUUUUUUAAAACACUGGCUGGUCAUGAUAAUCUGAUUCCAUCUUUUAAGUGAUCCUGUAGGAUGAUCUGCCAAGGUGAACUUGUGUGUUGUAGUUAUUUCAUCCAAUUAUUUCAAUCAAUCAAAUGUUAUUGACUCAUGGUGUAUGCUCC
This is a messenger RNA of Xyrichtys novacula (pearly razorfish), 19664 nucleotides long. The record is from the annotation of a GenBank genome assembly. NCBI's taxonomy places the organism in Eukaryota, Metazoa, Chordata, Actinopteri, Labriformes, Labridae.